AUGGAAGCAACCACUGAUGCAUGUCCAUAUGAGAUUUGGGAGUGCAUCUUCAAAUUAAUCAAUGGCGACAACCGCACGCUUGAGGCUCUCUCCGUUGUCUCUAAACAGUUUCUCUACAUCAUCAACCAUGUACGAUGCGUUGUCACGAUCUCCGAGCAAACCAUUCCUUUCAUUCCUCGCCUUUUUCAAAGGUUUCCUCACCUCACAUCCCUUAACCUCUCUCUCACUUCCCAAGAAGUUGACCUUGACGCCCUAUUGUGUCAAAUCUCUACUUUUUCCUUAGACAUCAAAUCGCUUUAUAUCUCUAACCCCAACUACGAUAUUCCCGAACAUGGGUUGAGAGCUCUAUCUAAAAAGAUGAAAAAUUUGACAUCUCUCACUUGUUCCACAAUGGGUUUUCUCCGUAAAGAUGACAUCUUUCUCAUUGCUGAUUGCUUCCCUUUACUAGAAGAGCUCAACCUAACGUGGGUAAAAAAUGACUGUGAGACUCUAGUAAAAGGAGAUGAUGACGAAGAUUAUCGCGGUCAUUUGUUGGCACUUCCCAAACUUCGCAAGAUUAAUUUACAUGGCACCGUCUUAGAUCAACAAUCUGUUAACUAUCUCUGCCAGAACUGUGAGCUUCUUCAAGAGGUCAAUGUGAUUACUUGUCCUUUGAUGACUCAUCCUGUUACUGAGAUUGACGAGACUGUCACCAAACUUCAAUUGAAGUACAGAACAUACAUAGUUGAGUACGACACUGAAGAUGUAAUUUGUCGUUUUCCUUCCUAA
This is a messenger RNA of Medicago truncatula (barrel medic), 768 nucleotides long. RefSeq lists its product as uncharacterized. NCBI's taxonomy places the organism in Eukaryota, Viridiplantae, Streptophyta, Magnoliopsida, Fabales, Fabaceae. The coding region runs from base 1 to 768 and encodes 255 amino acids. The transcript is spliced from 2 exons. The record is from RefSeq and is a predicted model, not a curated record.